UUGAAACUGAAUCGAAGUUGGCGCAAUUCAUUAUUUAGUGACCGAAAGUGUUUCACCAAAAUUUCCAUUUGUUGUUCAUAAGCCAAUGGAGCCAAUAAAAAUUUAUCCCACUGCAGAAGAAUUGUCAACAGUGGCGACGCUUUUGUACUGCACAGAGGAAGGAUGUACAAAGUUGUUUAAGUCCCAGUCAAACUUGAACUUACAUCUAGCCAAAAGCCACAAGAUCAAGCAUUGUGUAAAUGGCUUACUGAAGAAACCAAAUAUUCUGAAGGAAUUCUAUUGCCCAGACAAGGAAUGCAUGAUACUUGGUAAACAUUUUAAAACUUCCAAGUUACUUAAGCAGCAUUUCCAGAAAGUGCAUGUUCAGAAAUCAUUCAUCUGUGAAAAGUGCGAUAAGGCUUUUGUAUCAAAUAAUCACAAAGCAACACAUCUGGAGUAUUGCGGCACUAAAUUUGUUUGCAAAUUAUGCUCAUCAAGCUAUGAUAAUUAUGACUCAUUGUUGGCCCAUGGUAGAAGAAAGAAACAUAAAAUUCCACUUAAAACAGCAUACAAAGAUCCAGAAUUUAUCACAGCUCCCUGUAUAAAGUCAGAGAUCACAAAAAAAAUUGUCAUUUUGAUGCCUAAACAUAAGCAUAUCCAGAAAGCUGACCAAAGUAGCCAAACAGAUUUGACAGAAGAUCAAGGAGAGCCCAAGUGCAAAUCUAGAAAAACAUCUGAAACACAGACUUCCAAAAAGCACAAUCAACAGAGACUAAGUGCAGGCACUCAGACAACUGUUGAUUACAUGUCAAUGAAAUUAGUUGAUGAUCUGUCAAGCAGUAGCUCCUCAGAGAGUUUGAACAAGAAAAGUACAAAUACCCAGACUGCUACAGUGCAGUUAACUACAAAGUCUUGCAAUACUUCAUUGGAUUGGAACAGCUUCCCAUCAGCACAAACUAAUGAAGUUGAAACAAUGACACUGGGAACCCAGACAGUGAUAAUGUUGCCAAAUUUGAAUAAUGUUCAAAAGAAUUAUGAUCCGCUUCCUGGCUCCAGUGCAGAGAAUUUGUUUGAAUUCAAUGAUAUUAGCAGUCAGACGAGUUUUAAUGAGAAUUUAGAUUUCGAUUCCAACAGUUUCUUCAAUUGCGAUAUAGAAACGCAGACUGACUUUAAUUCAUUGGAAUUGGACCUUCUCGCAACAGACUUUUAUACAAAUAUGUAUACUCAGACUUGCGGUUUGCAAGUCAACAAUAACAUCGAAACGCAGACAGUCGUUGACGACACACUGAGAUCUGUUGGUAGUCAGACGACAGUUUCGACAAAUACUGGGUUAUUGACGAUGUGCCGAGACACGGUCCACAUCGAAACCCAAACUGAUAAUGCAUUCAAGCAGAUGCUUGAAGAAAUCAAUGCUUGACUAUAAAGAGCCUUUUUAGUUUGGGUUUUAUUCGGU
Molecule: messenger RNA, 1432 nt
Organism: Nicrophorus vespilloides
Lineage: Eukaryota; Metazoa; Arthropoda; Insecta; Coleoptera; Silphidae
Product: ATM interactor-like
Exons: 2
Coding region: 86-1396 (436 amino acids)
Biological process (GO): regulation of transcription by RNA polymerase II
Cellular component (GO): nucleus
Molecular function (GO): DNA-binding transcription factor activity, RNA polymerase II-specific; transcription cis-regulatory region binding
Source: RefSeq, a predicted model, not a curated record